AGCCUUGUCUCCCCUGGGUCCGGCCAUGGCCUUGUCUCACCCUCAUAACAACCUGGGAAUUGGCUUCAACAAGUACACUUCGCUCAAGGCCGUGGACACGGCGACGAGAGACUACUACAAGAGCUACCCAAUGGUAGAUUACACCCACCGCCAGUCCCCUCCCACCUUCCAGCCAAUCAACUUCCACCCCAAGGACAAGCCCUUCCUCCCACCACCUGACAUCCACGCGCCAUUGGCCAUCACCAUCAACGCCUCCCAGAUCCCCAAGCCUAAGAUCUCCAAGACCAACACCCAUCCGCUCACAUCCAGCUCAGCCUUCAAAGCAUGGGACCCCAGUAAGAGUCACAUCCAGCACCCAGUGGCUUCCCACAUGGGCCUCCAGGGGCCGCAGCACCACCCCAUCCAGCAGCAGCAGCACCAGCCGCUGCACCAGCAGAACAGCCGGCGCCAGGUCUACUCCAACAAGAGGCAGUUCAGCAUCGAGACGCUGCCCGAGCUCUUCUCUCAGCCACUAGGCUAUGGCCACUCGCCACACAUGCACCCCAAGCACAAGGGACUGCCCACCAACAGCAAGACAGAGGUCACUGUCUGAACAUGUGGAUGAAGGGGUGAUGGACAGAAGAGGAAAUCAGCUGUAAGCAGCUGUAAAAUAAAAUGCUCAGAUAUCUUUUAUAUCCACAGCCAUAAUGGCGAGAAAGGAGCAAGCGAAUAUCGUGUAUAAUCUGAAUUUUUUUUUUUAACUCUGUAUUUUCCUCAUCAAUGUUGACAAAAGUAAUACCAAUGUGAGUGAUAUUUGUACACGUUUAAGACCACUGGAUCAAAAAGGCAGCAGCAGAUAAGCUGUGAAGGUGGUGCAUCGGCAGGUGUUGGCUGUGACUCUUUGAACCCGAUGGCUCUUCUAAAUAAUUGAGUGGCUCUCAGUGUGUUGGCACAGCUCCCUCCUUCUUCUCUCAGUCCCUUCACACCUCACUGAUAUUCUGCACUGGUCUGUAGAACCACUCCGCCACACUCAAAUGUUCAAAUCCCACCCACAGACACUAUUUACCCCACAAACUG
Messenger RNA from Scatophagus argus, 1056 nucleotides. Its product is annotated as protein shisa-8. The transcript has 2 exons. NCBI's taxonomy places the organism in Eukaryota, Metazoa, Chordata, Actinopteri, Scatophagidae. Gene Ontology annotation, biological process: regulation of short-term neuronal synaptic plasticity; regulation of AMPA receptor activity. The coding region runs from base 26 to 592 and encodes 188 amino acids. Gene Ontology annotation, cellular component: postsynaptic density; postsynaptic membrane; dendritic spine membrane. The record is from RefSeq and is a predicted model, not a curated record.